Messenger RNA from Desarmillaria tabescens, 650 nucleotides. RefSeq lists its product as uncharacterized. The transcript has 3 exons. The record is from RefSeq and is a predicted model, not a curated record. Lineage: Eukaryota; Fungi; Basidiomycota; Agaricomycetes; Agaricales; Physalacriaceae. Bases 360 to 614 code for a protein of 84 amino acids.
UGUAAGUUCUGUUCUCGUUCUUCGCUGACUUGAAUCAAACAGCCUGAUGUCGAAUAUCAUACGAAACCACACUAGCACCAAGCCGAAACGCGCGCUCCGACAACGUCCCCCCAUCGGCCCAGAAACAGCUGUCGAAUAGGCCACGGCCCACUGCGGAUCCAAAAUUUGCCAUUGACGAAACAGAAAAUAACUCUGGUAUAGCAAAUCAUCGGAAAAUAGGUCCAAGCCUCUGACAUACGAGCAAUUUAUGGUCGUUACACAACAGAGGGCAUUUCGUGGCUAUUUAGGUAUGAAUCCGUUAAGAAACCCUUAGUUCGAGGAAGGAAUGCAGGAAGCUACGAUGCGACAGCUGUUGUAAGAUGACGGUACGUCUAUUCGAAUAUGAGUAUUGGUGUACAAAGCUUAAGGCAUCCAUGAUUAUUUGCGACCUUCUUGGACUGAUAACUCUGUUACCAGUUAUUCUGAAUGCAUAUUCUUCUCGAAAUCGAUGUCAAGUGAUCGUUAAGUCAAUUUGUGGACUAGGCUUCAUUCUCGUCACUCUUUCGACAAAGUGUAGUUUGAAAACGACUUCAUAUGGAGUACAACUUCCACACGUAUUACGGGCCUUAAAUUGAGGUACAAUCUGUCUUGUGUUUGUUCCGUUGAAUGCA